AGCCCUGACGCCAUGGCCAGCUCUCCUGCCCAGCUCCUAGCCCCGGAUCUCCUGCUGCCCCCAGGCCAGGCCCUGCUGCAGGAGUGGGGCAGGGCCCAGCCCAGCAUGGAGGGGUACAGCAGCUGCUCCCCAACGCCCUCCACCGACUCCUGCGGCCUCUCGCCCCUCUACCCCCUCUGCCCAGCUCCCCAGGAGCCCUGCAGCAGCUGCUCUGCAGCCCCGAGCCUGGUGCUGACGCCAAGACGCAGGGCUGGCCUGUGCCCAGCCUACGGGAGCAGGAAGGGCAGCCGGGGAAGGGCAGGCGGCGAGCAGAGGCAGAGCGCCAGCGAGCGGGAGAAGCUGCGCAUGAGGAACCUGUCCAAGGCUCUCCACACCCUGCGACGCUACCUGCCCCCCUCGGUGGCACCGGCCGGCCAGAGCCUGACCAAGAUCGAGACCCUGCGCCUCGCCAUCCGCUACAUCUCCCACCUGUCGGAGCUGCUGGGGCUCAACGAGGAGACGCUGGCCCAGAGGAGAGGGGGCCCACGCCGGCACUGCCCCCUCUGCCCCGAGGGGCUGGGUUGCUGCCAGGCCAGGACCCCUGGCCUCCAGGCAGCAUCUCCAGCCCCGUGGGAGGGGUCCCCCCCGGCCGCAGAGUCCUGGGUGUCGUCCACCUGCUGCCCUGCCGCAGGGACACCCCCCGAGCCGCACAGGGCACUCAGCACAGACACAGCCUCUUGGCUUUCGCCCCCUUACUGCCCUGCCCCAGGGACACCCCCCGAGCCGCACAGGGCACGAAUCCUGGAUGUGGGGCCGAUGCUGCUGCCAGCUGAGUUUGCAGACAUGGGUCUGUCCUCCCAGGAUCUCUCCGGCGAGCUAUUCUCCCUCCUGGAGGCCCUGCUUCCCCAGGACUGAUGGGCCACUGCCCAGCCAGGGGACAAGCCUGAGAAGCAGCUGGUGGCAGAACGUGUCCUCAUGAGCCCAGGCAGCCCGGCUGGAGAGGGCCACGCACGAGAGGAAUGCGAGGAACGCUGUCGCUGUUGCUGGCUGACGACUCUGCCUUGGAUCACGUGCCGCCUUCUGGGGACAAUGCAGCUGUGCGUGGCCAUGCAGGCGUGGGGCACGCUGGGGACAUGCAGGCGUGGGGCACAUGCAUG
Chrysemys picta bellii (western painted turtle) is the source of this 1136-nucleotide messenger RNA. Its product is annotated as mesoderm posterior protein 1-like. The record is from RefSeq and is a predicted model, not a curated record. Gene Ontology annotation, cellular component: nucleus. NCBI's taxonomy places the organism in Eukaryota, Metazoa, Chordata, Testudines, Emydidae. Gene Ontology annotation, molecular function: RNA polymerase II cis-regulatory region sequence-specific DNA binding; DNA-binding transcription factor activity, RNA polymerase II-specific; protein dimerization activity. Gene Ontology annotation, biological process: heart morphogenesis; somite rostral/caudal axis specification; regulation of transcription by RNA polymerase II.